AUGAAUGGCUGGUUGGUGGGCGUGGUAACCAAUUCGCGCACGGAUCGAAGUCAUUCGCGUACGUCGCACCUUACUGUCCAAAAUCCAGUUGACUCAUUCAGGAUCAUCAGGCGACGAAGCACUUCCCGUCCACUUCAUUUUGUAGAGGUCUCAGCGAUCCGCAUGCU
This is a messenger RNA of Dicrocoelium dendriticum, 167 nucleotides long. Lineage: Eukaryota; Metazoa; Platyhelminthes; Trematoda; Plagiorchiida; Dicrocoeliidae. The record is from the annotation of a GenBank genome assembly.